Molecule: messenger RNA, 3171 nt
Organism: Scophthalmus maximus (turbot)
Lineage: Eukaryota; Metazoa; Chordata; Actinopteri; Pleuronectiformes; Scophthalmidae
Gene: prkar2ab
Product: protein kinase, cAMP-dependent, regulatory, type II, alpha, B
Exons: 10
Coding region: 117-1304 (395 amino acids)
Biological process (GO): regulation of protein phosphorylation
Cellular component (GO): cAMP-dependent protein kinase complex
Molecular function (GO): cAMP-dependent protein kinase regulator activity
Source: RefSeq, a predicted model, not a curated record
UGCGGCUGAUGCUGAGAUUUGACAUUUUCAGGAUUAACAACUGAUCUCAGUGGAAUUGCAGGUCAUCUAAUUUUUUUUUACAAUCCAAAUUCAACCUCUGACCUCUGAACUUAAUAAUGAGCAAUGCUGAGAUACCAGCUGGCUUAAAGGAGCUUUUGCAGGGAUACACCGUGGAGGUGCUCCGCCGCAGGCCGCCGGACCUGGUUGAGUUUGCACUGCAGCAUUUUACACAAGUUCUGGAAAACCAGAGAAAUGACCAGCGAGCCAGGAAACACGGCGCCAAGCCGGCGAGAAAGGGAAUCAAGUUUGAGACCAACAAGUCCACAAAGGAUGAUGAAGUGGAGGAGGAAGAGGCUGUUAAGUCCACCACUGGUAAAUACAGUCGCAGAGUGUCAGUUUGUGCCGAGGCGUACGACCCUGACGAUGAUGAGGACGAUGACGCGGAGCCUCGGGUCGUGCAUCCCAAAACAGACGUGCAGCGACGCAGACUUCAGGAAGCUUGCAGACACAUUUUAUUGUUCAAAACUCUGGAGAAGGAGCAGUUCUCGGAGGUUCUGGACGGCAUGUUCGAGGUGCUGGUCAAACCUCAGGAGCACAUCAUAAAUCAAGGAGACGACGGAGACAACUUCUAUGUCAUAGAGAAGGGUGUGUACGAUAUUUUUGUGCAGAAGGACAGAGUGGACGUGUGCGUUGGAAAGUAUGACAACAAGGGGAGUUUCGGUGAGCUGGCUCUGAUGUACAACACGCCACGAGCUGCAACGAUCAUCGCAACGCAGGAAGGCGCCCUGUGGGGCCUGGAUCGAGCCACAUUUCACAGACUGAUUGUGAGAAACAACGCAAAGAAAAGGCGGAUGUAUGAGGCGUUUAUUGAGUGUGUUCCUCUCCUGAAGUCUCUUGAGCUUUCUGAAAGAAUGAAGAUUGUCGAUGUUUUGGGGGCACGAGUGUUCAAAGAUGGAGAGCUCAUAAUAACGCAGGGGGAUGAGGCCGACUGCUUCUACAUUGUGGAAUCAGGAGAGGUGAAGAUUAUGAUAAAAAGCAAAACGCAGGCGAGCCAGCAGGACAGUGCGGAGGUGGAGGUGGCUCGCUGCUCCAGAGGACAGUACUUCGGGGAACUUGCACUGGUCACCAACAAACCCAGAGCAGCAUCGGUGUACGCUGUGGGAGAGACCAAAUGCUUGGUGAUUGACAUCCAGGCUUUCGAGCGUUUGCUGGGCCCCUGUAUGGACAUCAUGAAGAGGAAUAUCUCCCAGUACAAAGACCAGCUGGUGGCGCUGUUUGGCUCCAGUGUAGACUUGAAACACUAGUUCACACAUUUAUAAUUUAGCAGCAUUUCAUUCAAGCGUGGUAGCGUUGCAUGUGAUUAUCUUCCCCUCGAGGUAAGUACAAAAUAAAAAUGUUCCUGUACCAAUCUGCUGCUGACAGCUAAAUAUGUGUAAGUUGUGAGUAGAAUACAUUGUGUUUCUUAUGUGAUCUUGAUAAUCACCCAAAGGACGUCUAGACCACACUGAUACUCAAAUACACCUGACAAUAAAUGAAGUCCAUGUCACACAGGUGAAGCUCCAGUUAAUUCACUGGCAGUCCAUGGAGGUAUCGUACAGUACUUCACCUUCAGGUUUCUGACUGGUUGAUGAUUGAAAUCAACAUUGUAACUUUUUAUGAAACCUUUCAUACAGCUCCUGGUUAAAUAUUUUGUGUUUUAUAUAUAUGUGUGAUAGGACAUUUUGGCAUGUCGCAACGGGCAAAGUACAGUUGUUAAUGAUAAAACUAAUGAUGGGCGGAUGUUACAACACCCAUGCUUUUACUAUUUUGACAAGUCAAAGGUUAUAUAUAUAUAUAUAUGAUAUACACAUCCGCCCUUGAAAAACCCUUUGAACAGAAGAGCUAACAAAAUGAGACAAAGAACCCCAGCGAGCUGCUGUGCACACUGGUAAAAUAGAUCCGUCACAUCUCUUGAACAGGUUUGUUCUCCUGUCGGUGUUGGAGCCUCCAUCUGAGAGGCCUGGGUUGGAAAAAUGUGUGUAAUAGUGUAAAACAGGGCUGCACUCAUUCUAACAGGCCAUCAACUGUAUAGAUAUAAGGUGAAGCUUGUUUUUGUGGUUUAAGGUGUGUUUACACUUUUUGUGCUCCGACAGACGUCAAAGCAAAGAAAAAGGGCCAAAAAUGAUCAGGUCCAACUAAAGGUAUAGGUAUCGGAAUUAUGUCACUGCCGACCAUUGCUUCGGCCAUCUUGUUUUAUAAUAUAGUUAUAUGGAUUCACAGGGAGGGACUUGUGUGUACUAACAUUAACAAAGGACAGAGAACAAACAGAAGGAGUGUGACUCCGUUCUCUGCUCAGGUCACCAUGUACACUUCACCUUGAUGUAGAAAAUACUUGUCUGCUGUAUAAAUGUUUCAGAUAAACUUUCAAAUUGAUUUCUUUUUUUUAAAUAGAAUUAAGUGGAAUUAAGUGUCCCCUUAAAUUUGUUGUUAAACUGAACUCUUAGUUUCUGCAGUUUAGCCCAAAAUAUUAAAUUUACAACUUAUAAUUAAGCUUUCAUCAAAAGAUGAAAAUACAGAGCUGUCCAAAUAGUCACACUGUAAAGUAAACAGCAGCGUACGUUCCCAACUGUCGUCCAACUCAGAAUUGCGGAAAAUGUUUUUGCAGUUGUUGAACACAUUCUGUUACUGUACUAGUCAUUUAAUGGCCUCACUAUUCCAUUAUACGAGGUGUUCGACCAUUCUCCAUUUGCACUCAGUAAAGAAAGCAAUCAGCAACUGUUAACGCCUUCUCUUCUUUACUUGACCUUUGUCGUACGACACUAAGUAUAUACACACUCAGUUGGCAACACAGCAGUCCUGCAGUAGAGACUUACUUCCUAAAGGUUAUAAUCAGUUUCUCUUAAAACUAUAUGAUCUGUUGAUUUAACUGGAUGAAAUGUGCUGCCGUUGGGCUUUAUUGUAUUUCAAUGAUUCUGUCCACUCCAUUUAUAAUGGUGUGUAUAAUGAAAUUAAAGAAACACUCCCUAAUUCUCCAAAAGGAUCAUUCAGUUGAAGCAACACCUCUUAAACUGAUCAUAACCAUCAUGGAGGUAAGUUUGUUGCAGAAUGGUGUCAUUUAUCACAUUAGUUUAAGCGAGGUGUACCUACUAUAACAAACAACUCUUGCCAAAAACCCACACGACAUAAAAAAAU